AUCGGCACCGGAAACCUUACUAAUGUGCUCUAAGCGCGAAACGCAGAGAAAACAGUGGGUGUAUCAAUUCGAGUCUCGCUGGCCGUUGUCUUCAUCUUCUCGAGAUAUAUAAGCCAUACGUCGUCCUUUUUGCCCGCGCAUACCCCGCACCACCAUGGCUGCCCCUAAGAUUAUUCUGUAUACCAACCAUGGAUGCCCGUGGGCUCAUCGGGCACAUAUCGUACUCAAGGAGCUGGGUCUCCAGUACGAGGAGAUCAUUAUCGACCUGAACAAGCCGCGAGAGCCUUGGUACCUUGAAGUCAACCCGCGUGGUCUCGUUCCUAGUAUCUCGUACAACGGCAACAUCAUCACCGAAUCCGGAAUCGUCGCUCAGUUUUUGGCUGAUGCUCACCCCUCGCACCUCCUCCCGCAAUCUACCCCCGUUGAGAACGCCCUCUACCGUGCCCGUCUGGCCUUUUUCGUCGAUGCCGUUAUGAGCAAGGUGGUGCCGCACAUGUGGACUGCGAUCCGUUCGGCGUCAACCGAGGAGAAGGAUGCUGCAGCAGAGGCAUUGGUUGACGCAGCGGUCAAGGAGGUCGAGCCUCUUCUGGUGGACGGAAAGGGCCCCUUCUUUGGUGACAGUGACCGUCUGACGUUGGCAGAGGUUCAAACUGGCUCUUUCCUGCUUCGCAUCCUAGCCUUUGCUAAGCCCGAGCACGGCCUUCUCAGCCCCAAGCUCUUCAGUCUGCUGGACAAAGCUCCCAAGUUCAAGCGUUGGGCCGAGGCCACCGUGCAGCAUGAGAGCGUCAACUUCAUCUUUAACGAGAAGGCAGUCGCGGACAGGACCCGCGCCAAGUUUGCCCCUAAGGUUUAACUGAUGUCCAAUUUCAAGAUUCAGCGGAGAAGCAUUGAUUCCCUGUAGCGGUUUGGUUUUGCGGUAUGUGGUGAUGACGGGAUACGAUCCACUCGUAUGAUCCCAGGACUUGCUCAGAAGAGACGUAUGUUGUAAAGCCAGGAUAUUGGCAACGGGUCCAAUACAAGCGUAUUAUAUUUCCCCAAUAAAUCUGCAGGAUGAUCCAACGGGACUUCCAGGAGAGAUAGAUCGAAGCGCCAGUCUCAUCUUCAAGAUCAUAGAUAUUAUUUUGAUAGAAACACAGGAUCUUCUAGUAUUGCUGUCUCCAGUGUCAGCUCUCAUCUUGCAUAGAUACUCCGCCUUCCCAAGUAAGCAAGUCUCCGCCACUCGGCAACCUCAAAAUGUGCCGAACUUUAUCGCCG
Molecule: messenger RNA, 1254 nt
Organism: Paecilomyces variotii
Lineage: Eukaryota; Fungi; Ascomycota; Eurotiomycetes; Eurotiales; Thermoascaceae
Product: thioredoxin-like protein
Exons: 3
Coding region: 155-853 (232 amino acids)
Cellular component (GO): cytoplasm
Source: RefSeq, a predicted model, not a curated record